Nicotiana tabacum (common tobacco) is the source of this 372-nucleotide messenger RNA. The record is from RefSeq and is a predicted model, not a curated record. NCBI's taxonomy places the organism in Eukaryota, Viridiplantae, Streptophyta, Magnoliopsida, Solanales, Solanaceae.
AUGGAGCAACUCGUACAGCAGCAAAAAUCUUGGAAGCAGGUUAAUGAGCUAGAUGAAUUUCGAUUAAGCUCAUACGAAAAUGCCUGUUUGUACAAAGAGAAAGUGAAAAAAUGGCAUGAUAAGUUAAUCAGGUACAAAGAAUUCAAAUUAGGGGACAAAGUUCUUUUGUAUAAUAGCCGCCUAAAGAUUUUCCCAGGUAAGUUCAGAUCAAGGUGGACAGGACCAUAUGUAAUAACUGGUGUGACAAAAUUUGGAGCUUUUGAAAUUCAACAUGUCAAUGGUGGAGACAAAUUCAAAGUUAAUGGACACAGGUUGAAGUUAUACAUUGGUGGACAGUACGAGAGACAUCCAUCCAUUACAGUGAUACAAUGA